Molecule: messenger RNA, 1809 nt
Organism: Bursaphelenchus xylophilus (pine wood nematode)
Lineage: Eukaryota; Metazoa; Nematoda; Chromadorea; Rhabditida; Aphelenchoididae
Source: the annotation of a GenBank genome assembly
AUGAACAGUUCAGUACUGAGGGUGCUGUAUGCUGGUGGAUUGCCGGGGAUUAACACUAAUUGCACUGGUUUUCCCGUCUUGACCCCGAGGAAGAGCUGUCAGUUUCCUGGACUUCACGUUGAGGUAAGUGUGAUUUCUGAGUAUAAAUAAAGAGUUGUAGGACUGUUUAAUGAGAUUUGUGGGUUAGAGGCAAGAACUGCCUCAACGAAAACUUCAAAGCAACUAAUUCUAGAUUUUCAGAUCAUCAAAAGAAUUGCUGAUGUACUCAACAUGACCAUUGAGCCUUAUUACCAUGAAGGUGAACUGCCAGUAGUGGGUUCAAUUGUAAGAUUUUUGUCUGUUUCAAUCUGACAAUGACACCUAAUCUUUAUCAAAGCUUCUUACAAAUUAUAAUAGAAGAUCCGUAUCUUUAUCCUCAAAGUUCAGAUUGACGGUAAAAUCACCGGCUUAAUGGGUUACAUUCACAACGGAUCGGUGGAUACCAUCGCUCUAAUGGUCGGCCAAAGCGAGGAGCGAAGAAAAUACUUUGAAUUCACGGACCCUCUGUACUAUGUAAGAAAACGACUUCAAGAGUAAAAUAGAUUCUCUAGUCUUUGGGCAAGGUGUUCAUAAACAUGCCAGAGAACACUUGGGAUAAAUACUUUGCGUACUUCCAAAGCUAUCAGUGCAAUUCGUGGUUCGCCAUAGGAGUCGCUCUAAUUUUACAAUGCUUAUUAACAGUGUUGGUGCACAAAGUCGAGGGGGAAUUGAAGCAGGUAAAUCAGCACUUCAAGGCCUAGAAAAAUCAUUGAUUUAAGGAGGCAGUAAGGUGCACAAUAAGCGAAUCUGUAUGGCAGAUUAUCCGAUUACAAUUGUUGCAACCGGAGACUUUGGAACACAGCUCCACUGCAGGUAAAAUUUUAUACGUAUCUUCAAAAAAAUUGCAAAUUUUAAGGUUACAUGUAUCACGCGCCAAGUCUAUAUUUUAAAUUUGAGUAAUUUGAAGCUGCUUGAAUUCCCCGACGAUUUUUUCAGGGAAGUUCUCAGUGGUCAUCUUCUCCCUCGUCCAAUGCACCGUAAUCAUGGGCGUUCUGAGUUCCUACAUCUUUUCCAAUCUCGUCCGACCACCUCAACCAAUCCCCUUCAAAAGUUUGUACGAGUUUACAUCCCUCCUCGAGGCAGGGACCUUGCAUUUGGUCGAUGUUUCUUCAACCGGCCCUAUGUAUGACAUGAUUCAGACUUCCAAUGCGUCGGAUCUUGUUCUGCUUCGAAGGGCGUUGAAACAAAAUCCCGUCAGAAAGACCAAUUCCGUUGAGCAUGCUUUGGAAAUGAUGGAUGAACCUGGCGCAGUGCUUGUUCGUUAUGUAAGAAUAAAAUUUAUUGUACAUAGCAGAGAUAAAAUUUCCUCGAAAUUUGCAGGAAGACGAGCAUUUAGCAUUUGAAGCGUAUAAGAAAUGCGAUAUUUACAUAUCCGAAGCGCUGCUCCCACCAUCUCGGGGAUAUUUGAUGUUCAAAAAAGGGUACCCCCGAAUGGAAGAAGUGAACAAAGCGAUUGGAUUGGAAUACCACAACUUCAGGAAGAUGUGGCUCAAGUAUUUGAGGUCCUAUCGAGGACAGCUAGGCUGUUCGCCGCCUGGCUAUCGAAGAAUUGAAGGUAGAAUUAGAAAAAAAUAAGAAUUUGCCAACUACAAUAUAAUUUUAAUCCAAAAAAUAAUUUCAGCGCAUUACCCUUACAUUGGAACUGUUUUAAUGCUCUUUCUCACCGAAUCCCUCGCACUACUAGUAUUCUUCCUGGAAGUAUUUGUUCAUUGCUUCUACCGCCGAAAAUGA